Triticum turgidum subsp. durum (durum wheat) is the source of this 213-nucleotide messenger RNA. Lineage: Eukaryota; Viridiplantae; Streptophyta; Magnoliopsida; Poales; Poaceae. The record is from the annotation of a GenBank genome assembly.
AUGGCUGCAAAGUACCCACUUCUCCUUGGCGUCGUAUUGGUCGCUCUCCUGCUCGUCUCCCAGGAUGUAGCGCAUGCAGUAGGUGAAGAAACGAUGCCUGCGCAACGUCCAGACGGGUAUAGUGGAUAUGGGCCUGGGUACGGUGGUGGCUACGACAACAACGGCGGAGGAGGAGCCGGUCAAAAUGGUGAUGGUGGCAGCGGCUAUCCUUGA